GCCGCCCCCGGAGGAAGAGCCUUCUGCAGGAUCGCGCUGCUCUGGCAGGGGAGCCGCGGAUUUCCCGGGGAUCCGGUGUGAGCGGAAGCUGUGGCGCCGGCUGGCCUGUCCUGAGCGAAGGGGAGGCCUCGGCGGACAGCUUGGUAGGAGAGGCGGAGGAGCGGUGGCGGAUUGCAUUUCUACUUCCACUCCUGCGCCCGACCUGCUGCUUGCCUUCCCCUUCUCCUCGCUCUUGGCCUUGGUCUCUUCCCAUGGCCCUCGCCGGUGGAGCAACCCCCCGCCUGGGCGCUGGACCCAGCCUGGGAAGGGGCGUGUGGCUGUGAGGCGCUGCCUGGACGCAGAAACCCGGUCUGACCAGGGUUGGUGCCGCUGAAAACGGGAGGAUGCAAAACGUCACGUCUCACCCAUCUUCCGUGGGCGAACUACCGUAACAGGAAAGGACGGGACCUUGCCAAGGCUGGCUUGAGGCUGGAGGAAUUAAGGAGAGUGAUUUGGAGAAGAGCUGAGGCUUCGCUCGUGGUUCAAUUUCUAUGGCCAUGCAAGCUGCAGAUGCAAGAGUUCAAUUAUAUUAAAAUAGUUAUCUUCAGAAAUUUAUUUCUCAAUAGUUUGGUGAACAGGUAUUAUGAAAAUUGACAAUUUCAUACCAUUAAAGUUUUAAAGAGACGGAAAGCCUGGCAUUUUGAAUGAUGAAAAAACAGUGUAGCUUUCAAUCCAGAAGUACAGAAAUCCAGAUUUUUUCUUUUCAUUUAUUAAUUUAGUAGACCAUCUGGAAAGCACAAUGAGUGUCAAAGCCUUCAAGCUUGUUCCCGCAGUUAAAUGGGAGAUGCUGAUGGGUGACAGACCUCGAAUCCAUAUCAAAUGUGUGGAAUGCUGUGGACGGAAUCUCUACAUUGGAACAAAUGAGGGUUCUAUUUGCCAUUUUCUCUUGGAAGAGAAAAAUUCACCUUCUGAAAAAAAACCUUUUUCUAUUUCCAAGCAGUUGCAUAAGUACCUCAGUUGCCGGAAGGCAGUGGGAGAGUUGAAAGCAGCUUCUGCACUUAACAGACUUCUGGUGCUCUGUGACAAUACCAUCACUUUAAUGAACAUGAUCACCUUGGAACCCAUCCCCAGUGGGGCCAGAAUCAAAGGAGCCCUGAUGUUCACAUUGAAUGAGAACCCUGUGAAUGGGGAUCCAUUCUGUGUAGAAGUGUGUAUUGUUUCAGUAAAACGGAGGACCAUCCAAAUAUAUUUGGUCUAUGAGGACAAAGUUCAGAUUUUGAAGGAAUGUUGCACUCAAGAACAACCUUGUGCUGUAGCUGUGGAUGGCUAUUAUUUAUGCCUUGCUCUCACUAACCAAUAUAUUAUACUGAACUACAAUACUGGAGCGUCCCAGGAGCUCUUUCCUUACACUGGUGAACAGAGGCAACCAAUUGUAAAAAGAAUAGGCAGGGAAGAGUUCCUGUUGGCUGCACCUGGGGGAUUAGGUAUGUUUGCAACAGUGGAUGGCAUUUCCCAGCGGGCUCCUGUUCGCUGGUCAGAAAAGGUGAUUGGGGCUGCUCUCUAUUUUCCGUAUGUAAUUGCUCUAGAUGAAGAAUUCAUUACUGUGCACAGUAUGCUGGACCAGCAGCAGAAGCAAACCUUGCCCUUUAAGGAUGGGCAUAUCCUACAGGAUUUUGAAGGGAAAGUAAUUGUAGCUACUACCAAAGGGGUAUACUUCUUGGUCCCACUGCCUCUGGAAAGACAAAUUCAAGACCUUUUGGGCAGCCAAAGAGUUGAAGAAGCACUAGUGUUAGCAAAGGGAGCCGAAAGGAAUAUUCCAAAGGAGAAAUUUCAGACAAUGUACAAGCGAAUUUUGCAGCAAGCAGGGUUUAUCCAGUUUGCACAGCUCCAAUUCCUUGAAGCAAAAGAGCUCUUCAGAAGCAGCCAGCUUGAUGUCCGUGAGUUGAUUUGUCUCUACCCCUUACUGUUGCCUACUUCCUCUUCAUUCAUGCGGUCACACCCUCCUCUGCAUGAAUAUGCUGACUUAAACCAACUUACACAAGGGGACCAGGAGAAAAUGAUCAAGUGCAAGCAAUUUCUCAUGACCUAUCUGAGUGAGGUCCGCAGCACUGACGUCACAAAUGGCUACAAGGAGGAUAUUGAUACAGCCCUGUUGAAACUUUAUGCAGAGUCCAAUCAUGAAAGUCUUCUGGAUCUCCUGGUCUCUGAGAAUUCUUGCCUUCUGGCAGACAGUGCUGCAUGGUUGGAGAAGCACAAAAAAUUUUUUGCACUUGGGCUCCUGUAUCACUCAAAUGGUCAAGAUGCUGCAGCAUUACAGUUAUGGAUACAGAUAGUCAAUGGGGAGAUUCAGGAUUCUACACGCACAGACCUUUAUGACUAUAUUGUAGACUUCCUAACCUCCUGUUCUGACCAUGAAUUGGUGUGGAAGUACGCAGAAUGGAUCUUGGAACAUAACGAGGAGGUUGGUGUAUACAUUUUCACUAAAAGGCCCGUGGAAGACCAAGAGAAAAACAGCUUUAACCCAGAUGAUGUCAUCAAAUGCCUUAAAAAAUAUCCAGUGUCACUAGUAAAAUACUUGGAAUACUUAGUUCUAGAAAAAAGAAUAAAAAAGGAAAAGUUCCACACCCAUCUAGCAGUGCUUUACCUCAAUGAUGUGCUCCAUCUGAAGUCACUGGGUGCUGAGAGGCAGGAGAAGCUGACCAAAAUGCAGACAAAACUACGCAGUCUUCUGCAGAGAUCUGAACUUUACCGAGUUCAUUUCAUUUUAGAUAAAAUUGCCGGCACAGAUCUUCAUGCUGAGUGUGCAAUACUGUAUGGAAAGUUAGAAGAGCAUGAAAAAGCUCUACGUAUUCUGGUCCAUGAACUGAAGGACUUCUCAGCCGCUGAGGACUACUGCCUAUGGAAUUCCGAGAGCAAGGGUCUUCCCUACAGACAGAAGCUUUUUCAUAUGCUGCUCUCAACAUAUUUCAAUUCCAGCACACCCAACCAUGAACUGAAUAUGGCAGCCGUUGACCUUCUGAACAAUCAUGCAGCUGAAUUUGAUGCUGCAUGGGUUUUGCAGUUUAUUCCUGCCAGCUGGUCCAUACAGCUUCUCUCCUCGUUUCUGAUGAGUGCAAUGAGGGAAAGUCUCCAUUCACAAAGAAUGGCUGAGAUUGCACUGAGCUUAGCAAAAGCUGAGAAUCUUAUUUACAAGCAUGAAAAGGUGAAACUAAGAGAAAGCCCAAUCCUUCUUUCUGACAAAAAACUCUGCCAGGUGUGCCAGAAACCUUUCAGUGAACCUGCCUUUGUCCGUUAUCCCAAUGACACUGUGGUCCACAUGCACUGUGCUACAAAGAGACUUAUGAAUUCCAACACAAACCAUCAUUUAUCCAGCUCCAGUGGACGGACAUGAAAUGAAUUGGGUCAGUGGCUGUGCUAGUGUUGGAUACCUGGGAGUCACAAAAGAGAAUCUGCUGGAAAAAGAACAAAGCAAGAAGAAGAGGCUGGCUUGGCGUAGAUGGGAAGGAACAAGCUCAAUGUGAAACAUAGCCACUGGAAUUUUUAAAAAGUAACGGCACAAGAAAUUACAGGGCUUUAUGUAGAAUGGAUCCUUUCCUCACAGGAACGGUGAGUGGUUCAGCAUGGAAGAACUUAUUUUUUUUAAUUAAAAUUUGCACUGAACUUUGUUAUCAACUGGUCUUGAAAUGAGAGAGGACAGCAUCACGUUCUGUGCUCUCAAUACAGUUAAUAUUUGAAGCACUUUUGAGCCUUUGUUCUCCUCCUUUCUCUGCCUUGUAUGUUCACCUAUUACAUACUGAUGGAAGCACUGAGCUCUUAGUAAUUCCUGCAUUAGUUAUGAGCAAGGCAGGACAAUGCAAAGACCACUGACUCACUAUUUCCAACCUUAGGAAUAAGUCAAAAUGUGUGUGUCUCUCAUGUGGGAAGCAUAUAACCUUUGGGAUUGGGGGGAGGUCUGGUGGAACAGACUGUAGUAAUUGUAAUGACUUAUUUAUUACCAUGCAAUUGUUAUGUAAAUACUGUUGAAUGAAAAGGUUUUUUAUAUCUCAACAUUCUCUAGAACCAACAUAACUAAUCAGCGAUUCCUGGGUAGUGUUUUUUGUUUUGUUUAAAAGUCUGUACCUAUCAUUACAAAGAGCCAUUGUUAAGCUUGCCUGCAAGCAAAGAAACCAGUGCCUCUCCUUUGCAGGAAUGACAUGAAAACUUUUAUUCUAAGGGAUAAUAAAAUGGGAAAAAAAUCAAAUCAACAGGUGACUUCUAAAGGUGCUGAGUAUGCUUGGUAACAGUUAAUAAACUACUUCAUGGAUUCUGAAACAGUGUGCCAAACUCUUUGAAACUUGCCAGGUAUCUAUAAUGCCUUCUACAUUUUUAAUCUGCAGAGAUUAUAUGCCCAUCCAGUCAAAAUCAACUCUGAAUACAUAUGCAAGUAAGUUUAAAAGUACAAAAUCAAAAAUAUGAUGAUGUGAAGUUGCUUUUUCAUUUAUAUUUCCCCUUCUCUUUCUCUCUCAUACCCCAAACUCAUACCUGCUUCUCCAGUUCAGUGUUACUACUCAAGUUAAAGAGGGAGGCACUGUGUUCUUGGGUUAGUUUACAAAUUACAGCUUCAAUUUAUUUUAUUAAAAUUUGGAACAGGCUGUUCCUCAUAUUCUUGGGGACCCAUUUCAACUGAAAGCAAGGAUGUCUUUUAGCAGGUUUUGCUGACAAGAGUAGGGUAAAGUUACAGAAAGCUCAGCAAAUGGAAUUUCUUUUAGAAUUCCAUUUAUCUCUUUUAAGGUGGAGAGUUGUUCACACACUUCACAGUGUAGUAAGGAAAUCCGUUCUCUUAAUAGGGAAGAAAGGAAAAGAAUAUUCAGGUGGUUAAGAUAAGAUUUUUUUUUUCAAGUUCUGAACAUAACUUUUGUUUUAUUGCUUAAAUGUAUAGGUUUCUCCACUCAGCUUCAUAUUUUCUAUAUCACAUGGAAGUCUUAGAAUGAAUCUCUUCUGUUCAGCUUUUCAGCUUAAUAGAAUUAUUUAAAGAGAAGCACACAAUAGCAUCUCUGCUGUUCAUAGCUGUCUUAGGCACAUAACCAAAGAAACUGGCAAGUUAUUUUAUGAAACUGGGUAGAUGUUUAAAGCAGAACAGGAAACUGGCCCCUCAGCUACAUAUGGUCCUUUGCCAGUGCUAGACGUUUUAGGCCAUCUGCAUUUACGAUUGACUUCUUAAAAGGCCAUUGUAACAGAAACCAUAGAUGAUGCUCAGUGUGGAUGCUAGAAAUCAGAUACUUUGAUUUUCAUACUAAUUGAACAUUAGGGUUAUUAAAGUCUAGAAAAUGAGCACCGUACCACUAAAAGUUUGGAAGAAUAAACUUUGUAUUAUCUGCAUACUUAUGAAUGUAUAUUAGCAAGCAACUCACCAGCUAUAUCCUCAUACAGCUUCUAGGGCUAACAAUUACUAAUAACUACUAAAGGAUAAUAUUUAUAGUUAAGGGUUGACAUGAGGGGUUCUUGGUGCUCUCUGAGCUUGCUUGUUUUCUUGCAGAUAUUUUAUUAUCCAAAUCUGCAAGAAAACAAGCUCAGAGAGCACCAAGGAUUCUUCAAGUUACUAAUCACCUUGGUUUAAGGAAAGAUAUUAUUUAACAUAUAUACUUGUUCCUUCAAGUCCUUCUUGACUCCUGGUAACAACAUGCACAAGUCUGUGUAGUUUUCUAGACAACAAGUUUCCAUCUACUUCAAUUAAACUAAAUCCAAUUGGAUUGGGAGGUUUUGUGCAAUGAAAAUAUGUUGUGUAGGUUUGAUAUUCCAAAGGUGCUUUUUCAAAAGGCAAUUGGACUUUCUUUUUCCUUGAAGAUAUUUCUCUUCUCAUCCAAAAAGAUUCUUCAGUUCUGACUGAAUGGUAGAGAAUGGAAGGAUUUAUAUUCCUUGCAGUCAUCUGGUCUGAGAGUUGUUGAGGCCACGGAGGUUUAUCUGUGCCCUCAGUCUGUGGGGACCUGUGUUGCUGUUUUACAGCAUUCAUAUAUUUUUGCAGUAUGUGUCCUAAUGUGUGUUUUAUUUAAUUAAACCAGGAAGUUUUAAAUGUUUUGAUAAUGAGCAUUGCAGGGAUAUGAUUUUUUUCCCUUUCUUUUACAUACAUACAUACAUACAUACAUACAUACAUACAUAUAAAUAAAAUCUUCACAACAGUACUAUAACAUGAAUGUGUAUAAAAAUCUAUCCUUGUGAAGAUGCAGCUUCACAACAAAGCCUCAAUACUUGUGAUAUUUUUAACUUCACUGAGGUCUAAAUCUGUUCUUUUGUUUUUUAUUAUGCUUGAUAAGACCGCUGCACCAUUCCAUUCCCUCGGAUUUGUCUAUUGGAAUUAACAUUUGUACAUGUUAAUUUUUUCUUUUUUACAUUUGGCUGAGAAGUUAUCUUUGGAUUUGCUUACUUUUGGCUUAGCAUGUUGCAUUCUAAGUUCAGGCUUGGUAGGUUGCCCUAGCUAAGUUUGGGGGAGGGGGGAAAUCCCCCUUGUUUAUGUGUGAUGUAGACUGAGAUCAAAUGAAAGAAACAUAAGGAAGUGGUAUUUUAAGCAUCUUCCAAAACUAUGCAUAUGUGAAGUGUAUCAUUUGUUCAUUCAGUAAACACUAUUAGAAUGAGUUAGCGCACAGGGAUGAAAGAAUGUGCUCAAAAGAGAAAUCAUAAUUACUUCUUGGCUAUGAGGCUUGUAGGAAGCCAAAGGCAAAUCAUGUCUCCUUGGCAGAAUCAGAAAAGAAUGCAGGGGAAUUGCUAAUUUGUCAGCAAUUAAUUUCUUGAACUAGUAGUCCAUAUUAAAUAAAAGUUAAUUGUAGUAAACACUUUCUUCUAGUUUUAAAAAAGACCAGUUUCAGAAUUGGAGAGACCCUUGAUAUAAGUUUUUGUUUUAGUUUAGAAUCUGUUUCAGAUUAGACACCAUUGCUAAUUUUGGAGAGUUCAUUCCAUACCAGCUUGGCUGCAGCAGGAGAACAAUAAUAGCAAUUCAUGUUGCUGCCUCAUUUCUUAUGGCCAACAUGAUGGUUUCUAUUCUUCCAUUUCUCUGCUGGAGGGAAAAUUGCCUAUCUCAUGAUUUUGAAGUUUCCUGAAGCAAAGAUAAUAAUUCAGAUUCAAAUUCUUUUAUGGGAGAUUUAGGCAUGAAAAUAACUAGAAUCAGGCAAUGCCCAUCUAUCCCUAGCCUUCCUAUGAUAAGAUUGUGAGCAGUACAACUUUAAUUGCAAACCCUUCAAUGGCCUUCCCUCUCAUCCUGGGAAAUUGGGAGAAAGGAUGGGACUAAAGAAAGCAUUCCCAUUUCCCCUCCAAAAUAUCAUUUUUAAUGUGGAGAAACCCCAGUCUUUACAAUGGAGAAGUAUGUAGACAGGACUACAAUGCACAUGAAGCACUUCAAGAACUAUUGGUCAAGCAGGACAUAGGAUUUGGUCACCUGUCUUCUUUCCUAUUGUUAUCAUAACCUGUCCUAGAAAAGCAUUAUUCCAAUUAAGACCUCUUGAGAAGAUCCACUCCUGACGAGCCUAGCUGAGAAAUUUCCAAAUAACAGCUGUAUCCAUAAUGAAUCAGACAAGCAGCAAAAAGCUUUGCAAAGCAGAGAGAAGAGCCUAGAUAGAUAAGUGCUUAGCACUCUGUUCCAGUACCAGAGAGGCUUCCCAAGGAAGCCUCUGUGCUUGGCAGGUGAAGCCACAUUUAUGAGUUGGGCCUUCAGUCUGAUCAAUUGGCCAUCUGCUGACUCUUGCCAGGCUUUGGGGAAAUCAGCCAUGGCUAUGCAAAGGCAGCAGCUUCAGGAUGAGCUCCCCAAAGCCUUUCCCUUGCUUAGCCCCCCUCCUUCCCCCUUUAUUUCUUCAAUAAAGGAAAAAAAAACCAAAAAACCUGGGAGGGACAAGCUCAUUAAUCUUUCUCUACCCAACUAAACUAAACUAAACUAAACUAAACUAAACUAAACUAAACUAAACUAAACUAAACUAAACUAGGCCUCUGUCCUCCAAUCUCUAUCCCCUUUAAAAACCUUAUUUGCUAAAUUUGGAAAUAGAUUUCAGGUUUCCAAGCUUUUUGCUGCCUGACUGCCUUUAAGACCCAGCUUCUGCUGUAGCCAUUUGUUGCAUUUGUGUUUUAGAUAUUUUCAGGCAUGCUGCAAAAAAUAUUUUUUUUGCUUACUCUUUAGUCUGGAAUCAAGGUCAGUAACUUAGAAAUUUUUGUCACCCUUUUCCAGGCAUGCAGUGAAUUUAGCAAACAAGGUUUUUAAAAGGGAGUGCCAGCUUUCCCCCCUCCCCCUUUCCUGAGGAAAUGUGGGUUUCUGGGGGAGGGAGGGAGAUAAGCAAAGGGAAGGUUUUGGGAAGCUUGUCCUGAAGAUGUUACUUUAGUGUGCCUGGUCUGGUCUCCCAAAGUCUAGCAAAGCCAGGAGAGGUUUGUAUUCUCCUGAUGGCCUGCCAGUUAGGGCAGAAAGCUCUGAAAGCAGCUGCCAUUUCUGACUCAUAUUGUCGGAGAGUGCUGAAAACAUUGGCUCCCUCCAGGAGGCAGGGGAGCAGGCCUGUCAGAGUAGGAUGAGGGAAGAGGCAGAGAGGCCCUGCAGCAUCCCCAUGGUCAGUCCUAAGAGUGAAUGACCCGCAGGAGUGUUGCAGCUGUUUGUAACUUUGAAACAGG
Messenger RNA from Crotalus tigris (Tiger rattlesnake), 8595 nucleotides. RefSeq names its product transforming growth factor beta receptor associated protein 1 (gene TGFBRAP1). Gene Ontology annotation, biological process: autophagy; vesicle-mediated transport; endosomal vesicle fusion. Gene Ontology annotation, cellular component: membrane; cytoplasm. The transcript has 12 exons. Bases 779 to 3370 code for a protein of 863 amino acids. Lineage: Eukaryota; Metazoa; Chordata; Lepidosauria; Squamata; Viperidae. The record is from RefSeq and is a predicted model, not a curated record.